AUGUCAAAUGUACAUGUUUACCAUUCGGAAAAGCCUUUGGAUCGUGGUCUGGAGGAAGAAACGGCGUAUGAAUCUGAAAAAGUCUUUGAGAAUUGCGUGAAAGACGGGAAAAGGAGGGAAGAGGAUGAUGCCAAAAUAGCUUCAAAUCUUGUCAGGAAAUGGCUGCUGGAACACAGUUAUCUGAUACCGGGAGAGGUGAGGAUAGUUUCUGGAGUUGAGGCCGCUGGGCUAGGAAAGGAAAAAUCAGAACAGUCUUAUUGGAAUGCUUAUUUUACUGAUGAAAAUUUUAAGUAUACUGAAGCCUUCUGGGAAAAUGAAUAUCGUAAACAACCAGUUUCAACGAUCAUUCCUGACGAUCCAUUUCAUCGCUUCGUAUUGCAUUUCUUACGUGGUUGGAGACAAAAACUCCACGCAUACAUAGUGGAUGAAGAAAUACCCAUAGCGGAAAGAGCAGCUGUUUUGAAAAAACAAGUGCAAAAUUUUGCUUUCUUCUCAAGAAAGAAACCUUUUGGUGGUUUGUGGAAAAUGUAUAGUAAGCCCAAUGACCUGCUGCAGCAAGCCUUGGACGCUGAAGGUGCUAAAAUGCCAGCACAUGACUCUGAGGGAAACCCUCUGAGGACAAUAUCAGGGAGUGAGGUUCAAGUACAGGCUGAUCAAAACAUUUCUCCAAAUGCAGCAACCCCUCCUAAACCUGAUGAGAAUGAUGGAAAGAUUUAUAAAUUCAUCAAGAGGUUUGCAGAGCGAAAGCUUGGACCGGACAAAGUGCACAAUAAGUGGACAAUGGUAAAAAGUACUUUCUGCCAAAAGUCAGAAAGCACAAGUGUGGUGCACAGGUGUUAUGCCUUUUCCGGAAGUUCUGAUUCGCAAAACGAAUUACACAAUGUGCCCACGGAAUGGUGGAAUCAAUCUGGGGGGCAAGAUGCCUGGGAUGAUGGCCAGAAGAUAAAGAUUACAGAUGUUGACCGUUCACAAUUUGGUCGUAAUUUGGUUUUAAUUUUGUUUGAUGCCUUGAAGCCUGUUGUUAUUGAGGAUUUCAAGAAGCUAGCUCACCAUGUAGCAUUUGAUGAAUCCAACUAUGCAGAAGCUAUGGUUUCAGAGUCACGAAGAGAUAUAUCUGUGUUAGACUACGGUGAGUUCUAUGAUUAUGUGAUGGGAGUUGUCAAUGCAUAUGAUGAAAAUAUUAAAAAAGUAGUUUCUGACAUGGAACAGUUACUGUCUUAUACACAUGCUUCCUAUAAGAACAAACAAUUCGCACCAGACAAGAAAAAAAUUGAAGAAAACGUUUCCAAAAAGCGUGAUUUGAUAUGUACAUUCUCAGACAAGUGUUUGAAACAGCUAGAAAAAAAACUGGAUGAACUCCCAAACAAAUUUCUUGAUCUUGUUGCGAAGCAAUUGCAAGAAUCCAAGUGUGGUGAGGACAAUGUUAUUCGUCUAACUCUUCAUGAACUUUUAAAGUCGAAACUUGAUUGCUUUCUCAAUGUUAAGGUAAAGUUUGUUGCAAUGGAUGCAGAUUGUAUUGCUGAUGGAAAGCAAUUUUGUAAAUUGUGUGCACGGAAAGUGCCCUUCUAUUCUGUUUUACCACAACUGCUUCGUGAAAUUGGAUCAACUGGAGAUGACUUUGAUAAACUUUCUCCACUUUUUGAACAUUUACUGGGGUAACCCAUUAAAGAACAAGUACGAUCGUACUAUAGUGGACCAGGAACUGCGUGACCCAGUUUCGAUCUUGUGCAAAUCAUUAAAUGUUCAAAACCUUCUUGAUAAACAAAUAACUUGAUAAACAAAUAACUAGACACUUUAGUCUCAAAAUUGCAUGGCAGCGUAGACUG
Paramuricea clavata is the source of this 1826-nucleotide messenger RNA. NCBI's taxonomy places the organism in Eukaryota, Metazoa, Cnidaria, Anthozoa, Malacalcyonacea, Plexauridae. The record is from the annotation of a GenBank genome assembly.